Trichobilharzia szidati is the source of this 2272-nucleotide messenger RNA. Lineage: Eukaryota; Metazoa; Platyhelminthes; Trematoda; Strigeidida; Schistosomatidae. The record is from the annotation of a GenBank genome assembly.
GUUGAAUUACUUCUUCUAUUAUCAUUCUAUCAAUGUAUAGUUCUUAUUUUUCUUCUCCUUAAACAUUAUUUGCUGUCCUUACCCUAUAGUGUAUGCUUUCCUAUUGAAAGUUGUUUGUUCAUAUUUGUUUAUUCUUUGCUUGGCAUUCGCGGGCCGUUUGAACCGACACGUGGAUCGAUCUUGACACAGCAUUGCUGUUUUUACUUAUUGACUGCACAGUGGUUGUGCAUUUGACGCCAUUUAGCCACAGAUACCUCACAUCUUGAGUACCGUAUUGCAGAAUAUCCUGUAUUUCGCACUUUACGCGUCACUCUACGUGUGGUUAAAUCUAUAAUUUGGAUUAUCGUUUCGGAUUUCUUUCGGGAGAAAUUCACAACAUCUGUAUGGCUGAAGAGAAAGUAAAAGUUGGUUGUCGUGUUAAAAUAGCAUCGAGAUCCGUUUUUGGGACCGUUGCUUUUGUCGGAAUAACACAAUUCUCACCAGGAAAAUGGGUGGGUAUAAUACUAGACGAGCCCAAAGGGAAGAACAACGGCACGGUUCAGGGGAAACGCUACUUUAGAUGUGAGGAAAAUUUUGGUAUAUUUGUGCGCCCAUCUCAGCUUACUCUUCUAGAUGGUCCGGAAAGAUCAGACGUAAUGAAGUUAUCCACAUCUAGCGUUGUUUCCGAAUCAGGUGCCACUUCAGAAUCAAAGGAAGUUACAAAACUUGCUGGUUCGACAUCUUCGUUGUCUGUAGGAUUGAAAACUCCUGAGACAGUUAAAGUAUCAGUCGGUGUUGAAGGCGGUCCAACUCUCUUACAGUUUAAAAAUCUUGAACAACAAAAUGAACGAAUGAAAGGAGCACUGGUCAAGCUACGUGAUUUGGUUAAUCAAGAUAAAUCGGAAAUUUCAGCUUUAACUAAACAGAUUACAUCUUUAGAAUCAGAAGUUAGUCAACUUCAAACAGAAAAAGAACGAUUAACAAAAAAUUUAAAGGAUAGUGUUGAACAAAUUAUUGAAUUAAAAGAACAAGUGGAUGCUUACCUCGGCAUUGAUACAAUGGUCAGUCAGUUGACACAACGUAAUUUAGAACUGGAAGAAACGCUUGAGAAAAUUAAAGAAGAAAGAAAUGAUCUGAUGUUAUGAUUCCCAAAUCUAAUAGUAUAAAUAAUGACUGCUUCUCGUGUUUUAACACGAACGAUGUCCUUAAUUGUCUUCAAUCUCUGAAACCUACCCAGUCCCUUGGUCCUGAUGGAGUUCCUGCUGUUAUCCUUAAGAAGUGCGCUGACAUCUUAUGUUACCCAUUAACCGACAUUUUCAAUGAAUCCUUUUCCCAAAGUAUUAUUCCGGACUCAUGGAAAAAUAUCAAGGUUGUUCCAGUACCUAAAUCAACAAGUGGACCUACUGUUAAGUUUCGACCGAUUGCUAUUACCUCACCUUUUUUAAAAGUUAUGGGAAGACUUAUUUUACUUAAUCUUGAACCCUCUUUAAAGCCUUUUAAUGACCCCAACCAGUUUGCCUAUAAACAUAGUAGGAGUACCUUAGAUGCCGCUGUUGUUCUACAUCAUAAUAUAGUCUCUAGUUUAGAUAGAGGAGCCAAAUAUGUUCGGUGUGCCUCCCUUGAUUACACAUCUGUAUUUGACUCUGUUCCUAGGUCUCUUGCUAAGUAGAAAACGGGCUUGAGUAUAAACUGCAACUCAGAGAUGUAAUUGGGUAAUUAAAAUAAAAUAAAAUAGAGUAAAUGAGAGAAAUUCUGAUGGAAAGAAAAUCGGGUAGCCUAGUUAUUUAAGCAGACCAUUAUUGUUUGCUCUGAUUUAUUCUUAAUAUUGGUGCUCUACAAUCUUUUAUUUACACGGUUUGCGGAAAACUGUAAAUAAAUCGUUGUUAAUGUAACAGGAUAUUAUGAAAUAUCUUUAAUUUCUAGUGUAAAUGUAGUUCACACUUUUUUUUGUCUCACUUUACCCACUUACCUAACUACCGUUCAUUCGUUAGUUAAACUACUAUGGAAUGGGAAUUAGUUGUAGCAUUUCUACACUCAAUAAUGACGAAAGUUUCCUGCAAGCGAUGUGACUCCUUCAUAUUUCUAAUUAAUUAACUCUAACUAAACGGUCGGUUAGGAGCGGACAGGUGGUGUUCAAUCCAUGACGUGUUGUCAUGGGAUAGAGAAUAGUUGUCAUUAGUUUAGCAUCUCUUGUUGCACCGCUACCCCGAAUGACAGUCCAAAUCACUGACUUGAGUUGUUAUCAAAUAUGGCUGAGAAUCGUAAUCUGAGAGUAGCAUGCGGUGAUAAGUCC